Chinchilla lanigera (long-tailed chinchilla) is the source of this 5643-nucleotide messenger RNA. RefSeq names its product transmembrane 4 L six family member 20 (gene Tm4sf20). The record is from RefSeq and is a predicted model, not a curated record. Bases 1662 to 2345 code for a protein of 227 amino acids. The transcript has 4 exons. Gene Ontology annotation, cellular component: membrane. NCBI's taxonomy places the organism in Eukaryota, Metazoa, Chordata, Mammalia, Rodentia, Chinchillidae.
AGCAAAGAUGGGAAGAAAGAAGGGAAGGAAGCCAGCACUAAGGCAGGCCCCAAAAAAGUAUAACAAAAGGGGUAAUUUACUCUGAGAUUAUAGGGACAUUGUACAGGAAGCACAGGCAGGACCUGUCUUCAUAAGGUAGAAAUCGAGAAGUCGAAACCUGGUGAUCUGAGCAACUACUUUGAAGAUACCAAUAUGCAACAGAAUAAUCAUUGUUCAUUUCAUAUCAUCUUGUUUUGAAAUUCGGUAUCGUUUUAUUGUUUUUUUUUUUCUCUUUAAAAUAAAAAAAGAGAAGCCAUGCAGCUAUGCUUUCUCUGUCUCCUACAAAAGGCACCUGGUCUCUCACCUGCACAUCUGUUUGUCCUCUUCCUCCUCCCCCUCUUCCUCCACCCCUCUUUGGGGACAACCCUGCUCUAGUUCUUGACUCUUCCUUUCCAGCAGAGCCUGCUGAAUUUGCUAUGAGCUAGCUGGGCUGGGGAUUAUACAGAAGCAGGAGGAAGGCACCGGAGACUUUCGAGUAUCUGAAGUUGAUUCUUUUCUUCUGGACUAUUGCUUUGUAUUUCUCCACUCACGUGAACUCAAGCCCAGCCAGGUGACUCACUGGCCAAUGACAUGUGAAGGGACCCGAUGGGGAUCACAUCGAGGCAGAAACAUUCAGAAUCAGGGGCCCUUACCACGUCUUUUAGGGUUUGUAAAUUCCUGGACCAGCAUGGUGCGCUUGGUCAUCUCGAUCUCUCAGGAAUAUCAGGAGCACAGCGCCCCCUGUGGGUCAUGAUGGCCGGGUAGCACGAGUGAGCAUUGUUGGGUUUUAAAGCCUGUCCCAACUGAUAAGAGUUUUCUUCUGGCACUCACAAGCUAGUAGGGAAACAGUAUGGAACCAGGCUAGAGACCUAAAGCGCAGUACUGGUCUAUGGCCAAGUACGUGUUUGCGGUUUACAUAAAAUAAGACACAAUGAUCUCCCCUCUGAUCUCCCUCGUGUUGCUUUCAUUCGUCCUGGCUUCCAUCCCUGGUCACCUUCAUUCUAUUAGCCAGACUUCUCACGUCUUAGGUGGAUGAUCUCCAGAUGGACUGGUCUACAACGCUGGAAUAUAAUGACAUUAAAAAUUAUUGCACAUGAGCAAACAGCCUGAAACUGAACCCUAAUAUUUUGACUAAUCAAGAACAUUUGCCAAAGCGAAAGUAUUUUCCUCCCAAUCUCAAAAAUGUCCAUGUUCUUGUUGAAUCAUUUCAAAGUAUGGAAAGUUCCUAGCUGAUAGUAGUAGCAAUAAUGCAGGAAAAACCAUUUCCUUAAUUGGAUACACUUGUUUUUCCUUUUUAUUGGGGAUAGAUAACAGUAAAGGAUUAUUUUAGAGGAGUUUGCUUUGUACUGAUCCUUUUUUUCCUUUAGUUCUUUUCUGCCUAUUUUCAUGUGCAAAUCUAUCUCAUAGCAACCAUAGAUUUUUUUUGUGUGUCUUCCUGCACCUACCAGAAUACAAAAUAAUCCUUAGUUCCCAUCAUAAUGCUCAUAAUAAUGGCCUGCCCUGUUGGACUCUGAACCUCUUUUCGUAAUUCAUUUUUCAUAAGUGAUAAAUGCUAAACUUUAACCAGGAUGUUUGUUACAAAAGGCAAGACACCGCCAUUCAGGGCCAGCUUGGACUGAGUUCUAACUGAACACGGGGUGACCAUGACGUGCUGUGAGGGGUGGACGUCCUGCAAUGGAUUCUCUCUGCUGGCUCUCCUCCUGGUGGGAGUGAUUCUCAAUGCAAUCCCUCUGGGCAUCAACCUAGUUGAGCAGGACAAAAUUUUUCAAAACCCCAUCUCUUGCUAUGAGUGGUGGUUUCCAGGAAUUAUAGGAGCAGGUCUGAUGGCCCUUCCUGCAACCACGAUGUCCUUGGCAGCGAGGAAGCGAGGGUGCUGCAACAACAAAACCGGGAUGUUUCUUUCAUCACUUUUGAGUGUAAUCACAGUCAUUGGCGCUUUGUACUGCGUGUUGGUAUCUAUCCAGGCUCUCGCAGAAGGUCCUCUUAUAUGUAACUCUCAAGUCAACAGCACCGCCAAAUGUGAAUUCUCCUUCAAGAACUUAUCUAAUAUUGACUCUGAACCCUUCCGUCUGGAAUGGUUCCUGAAUGAUUCCUGUGUGUCUCCUGCUGGUUUCACAAACCUCAACACCAAUGGCAAUGUGGCCACCAGCUGGAAAAUCCCCAGCUCCAAUUCUGAAGAAGACAGAUACAGACUCUUUCACUUCUCAGUGUUCUUAGGUCUACUGCUGGUCGGAAUUCUCGAGGGCCUGUUUGGGCUGAGUCAGAUAGUCAUCGGCCUCUUUGGCUGUCUGUGCGGCGUCUCCGAGCGGAGAGGCCAAAUUGUGUAGGUGAGCGGUAGUGAGAUAGAAGUCUCCGUACUUUGCCUAAUUUGAAAACUACACUGUUUUUAGAGAAUAAAUACUUUUAGCAGUUCAAUAAUGGAACAUUAUCUACAAAGCUGUAUGAGUCAUUUGAGUACAAAAAGUUUUUUUUGCAGUCAUCUCUGAGGUGAUUAAAAAAAAAAAUCAACCCUUCACACAGACAGCAUGUUACAAACAUAACAGCUUUACGUGGAAAGGAACAAAAUCUUCACUGCUUGACUGCGGAGAGAAGGGAAGAAAGGCUUUCGAUCUGUUACCUUGUUUUUGCUCUGUGUUGUUCAGUUUUUCUAAUUAUAUAUGCUAUGUGUGUGGAGGGAGAGAACCCUUACAGGGAGGGCAAAAUGAGAACAGAAGUCGUCUUGGAAGUGAAAGUCAUAUGGGGAGUUUUUAUUGCAUUUUUUACACUUAAGAAAAAGACACAGACAUAGCCUGAAUGUAAUCAAGCCUCUGGACCUAAUUCCCAGCUUACAGAGAGAAAAGAAACUCAAAUCCAAAAGUGGGGACAAGGUAGGGGAUAUAGCUCAGCGGCACAAGCGCCUGCCCAGCAAAUACAGGGUCCUGAGUUCAAUCCCCCGUACCGGAAAAAAAAAGAGGGGGUGGGGAACAGUAAACAGAAUAGCUGUAUUUUCAACAAGAAAAUGUUACAGAAGAGCUCCAACAACAAAAGUGGUGGGACGGGUUGAUGGAACUUCACAAAUUGAGAACAAGAGAAGCCAGGCGCAGUGUGCAUGCGUGAAAUCCUAGUGCUCUGGGAGGUGGAGGCAGAGGGCAGGAGGCAGGAGGCAAGUCCAAGCCCAGCCUGUGCAAGCUGGUGAAACCCUGGUCUCACAAUAAAAAGGGCUGGGCACGCAGUUCAACGCGCAGGCCCUGGGUUCAAUCCUGCCUACUGAUUAGAAAAGCAAACCAAACCAAACCAAGAUGGGAGGGGGGCAUGUUUGAACUGAAUGUAUUAUACAGAUCUUACUAGGGAUAACUGGGACAAACAUACAUAAGACUGGGGCUAAAUUAUAUUACGAAAUCAUUAAUUUUGUUAGGUUUGAUAAUGGUUUUAUGGAUAUACAGGAAAACAUCUCUAGUUUUUAAAGAAAUGUAUAUUUAUAUGCUAGAGGGGGGAUGUCAUGUUUUUAAAACACUUCGACAAAAAACUGAAGUGAAAGAAAAAAUGUUCAUUGUUCUAGUUAAGUGAUUGGUGCAUGGCAAUUCAUUAUACUCUAUUUUCUUAUGUUAACAUUUUUAUAAUUUAGAAAAAUACCUGGAGAAAAAGUCAAUCUUUCAAAAGUUCGUUUCUAUACAUGACACUCUUUAAAAAAACAGGAUAAACAAAUUGUGUAUUUGACAUAUUAAAACGUUUUAAAAGACGAAACUAAAAAAUCGACAAUUUUCCGAAUGCUAUCUCUUGCAUUUUAUUUCAAGCUUUACAAUGUUUGCUGGCUUUAAGUCUCUAGAAACAACUCUCAUUACUUACAUUAUAGCUGUCCAAAUAAAUGAGUGACAUCAACCACUUCUGAGCCUUUGCUGCUAAGCUCACUUACUGCACGCCUACGCACGCCUGUUUAUCCUUGACGCCCAGCUUACACCUACGGGAGGUCUUCAGCGUACCUGACUCCAAUAAACUGAGUUAGCACUCGCCAAAGCCACUAUUAUCACCCUGACACAUGUAACACGUAUUUUUGUGCACCCAUCACUGCAGAAUUUAAGAGAACAAGGGACGACGUCCUCAUCCACUCAUUCAUCGGUCCUUUCCCACCUAAGGUCCUUAAAAAACGUCUCCUCUGUCUAUCCCCACCUCUCAUACCUCACCCGUCUUCUCUCUUGCACACUUCUCUUCAUCCUUUAGUGCAAAUACAUGUAUAUAUAUAUAUAUAUAUAUAUAUAUAUAUAUUUUUUUUUUUUUUUUUUUUUUCCCCCUAAGAGGCUAUACUUAACCUCCUAAUGAAAAAAAUUUUUUGUCUAGUAAGGAUUGAACCUUUGGCCUCUGCACUGAGAAAAGUCCUCCGCCCUUUUUAUCCGACCAUCCAUGCACCCCACCAUCUCCCUAUUUUUAUUCUGAGUCAGGGUCUUGCUGAGUCACUGCGUUCUCCAGGCUGGGCUUGCGCUCGUGGUUCUCCUGCCUCAGCCUGCGGAGUGUGGGGACUGCAAGUAUGCAGCACCACACCCAGCUUCUUUUCACUCUUGCCCUCACAGCGCCGAUCACAACGGCAGUAACAUUCCAUUUGCGCACGCUCCUUGUACUUCACUGUCCUGCGCAGGAUCUUAAUUUCCACGGGCCCAAACACGUUUCCUCUGUUCACCCCGGAAUGAUCGGGACACAGCACAGAGCCUGGCACGAAGGAGGGCCACUGUAAAUAUUUCACCAAGUGCAUGGUGAAUCCCAUCUGCAGCCCCCAGUUUCCAGUGAGGACUCCAUGCCUAUGAAAUGAAUGCCAAACUGCCAACUGCCACGACAUCACAACAGGUGAAAUGACCGACAGUCCACUGUACUUGAGUGAACAUGGGAGUCCGAGGAGAUGCGUCCAGCUUUCUUAGUAGCACAGCAAUGGGAUAAAACUCCAGUUCUCUGCAGGGCGGGGCAGAGAGACAUUUGUCUCCCAUUUCAAAGAGCAAAACAAAGGAUCAUUGGCAGUAACACAAUCAGAUGAAAAAGCUGGUGGCUUCUUCAUUUUUUAGAAUUAUGGAAACUAUUGCCAUGAAUUGAAUAUCUGAAGUUUAUGGGCUACUUGUGGUAUCUUUUGAGGGUAGGCCAUUUCUGACCUGGUAUCUAAACUUCCAAAUGCACGUCUGUGCACAUAUAACCACACACCUUCCCUAACCCACACACAAAACACAUCCCAUCAUUUGCAAAGCUCAAUGCGUGUGUUUUUCUGGCUGUACUGGGGACUGAAUUAAGGGCCGCACACGUUAGACAAGUGCUCUACCACUGAGCCACAUCCCCAGCCUUUUUUAUUUUUUGGAGACUGAGUCUCACUAAGUUGCCCAGGUUGGUUUAGAACUUGUGAUCCUUCUCCCUGUGCGUCACAAGCAGCUGGAACUGCAGGUAUAUAAACUAACAGGCCUCAGCGUUUCUUAACUCUCAUUCCCAUCCCGAAGUUCAGUCGCAUUUUGGAAUCUUUAUGCUUUUAUUUUUUCUCUGCCAUCUCAGACUCUCUGCUCUUUCCCUAUCCUGUAGCACAUACUCCAAGUUCCUUUUCCCUAUUAAAAUUUUUUUUCCUAUUUUUUGAGACAGGAUCUCACUAUUUAGGCCCAGGCUGGCCUCGAAUUGCAUCGA